AUACUGUGUGUGUGUGUGUGUGUAGUAUAGUGUGUGUGUGUGGUGACCAGUGUGAUCCUCCUUCUCCUUGUGCGAACAUAUUAUGAGAGGGUCAUGUUGUGUUAACAGCGUCCAGCAGGGGGUGUCAGGCACAGAGUCCAGGAGGACAGACGAGACAAAGAGGGACUCUGCUGCAGAACACAGAUGGACACCAGAGGAGGCAAAACUCAGAUCCACUCUGAAGAGGAAGUUUCAGCAUCUGAUUGAAGGCGUCCCAAAUCAGGGAGACACCAGACCCCUCCAUAAGAUCUACACAGAGCUCUACAUCACAAAGGGGGGAAGAGGAGAGGUCAAUGAUGAACAUGAGGUCAGACAGAUAGAGAGAGCAUCCUGGAGAGAAGCAGCACGAGGCAGACCAAUCAAAUGCAGUGACCUCUUUGAACCCUUAUAUGCACCAUAUGAAAAUGUUGAAGGUGACAGCAGGAGAAAAGGGUGGGCUGCACCAUUCAAAUACAUCAGAGACAUCUUUAAACCCUCACGCAGACAACGCAAACCCACAAACACACACACACCCAUCAGAAGAGUGCUGACAAAGGGAGUGGCUGGCAUUGGAAAAACAGUCUCUGUGCAGAAGUUCAUUCUUGACUGGGCUGAAGGAAAAGCCAAUCAGGAUGUCCACUUCAUAUUUCCUCUCCCCUUCCGAGAGCUGAACCUGAUGAAGGAGAAAAAACUCAGUCUGGUGGAGCUUAUUCAGCACUUUUUCCCUGAAAUUCAAGGUCCAAGGAUCUUCACCGGUUCAGAGCACAGAGUCAUGUUCAUCUUUGAUGGUCUGGAUGAGUGUCAACAUCCUCUAGAUUUCAACUCCAACACAAGGUGUUGUGAUGUAACAGAGCCAGCCUCAGUGGACGUGCUGCUGACAAACCUCAUCAAGGGGAAUCUGCUUCCCUCUGCUUUCCUCUGGAUCACCACCCGACCAGCAGCAGCCAAUCUGAUCCCACCUGAGUGUGUGGACCAGGUGACAGAAAUAAGGGGAUUCAAUGACCCAGAGAAAGAGGAGUACUUCAGGAAGAGAAUCAGUGAUGAGAAUCUGGCUAACAGAACCAUCACACACCUGAAGUCAUCCAGGAGCCUCUACAUCAUGUGCCACAUUCCAGUCUUCUGCUGGAUUGCCGCCAUUGUUGUGGAGAGAAUGUUGAGUGAAACAGGGAGAGGAGAGAUUCCCAGGACUCUGACUCAAAUGUACACACACUUCCUGAUCGUCCAGACAAGCACCAAAAAAGAAAAGUACACAGAGAGAACAGAGACAGACGAAGAGAUGAUUUUCAAACUGGGGAAACUGGCUUUCCAACAGCUGGAGAAGGGCAAUCUGAUCUUCUAUGAGGAAGACCUGAGAGAGUGUGGCAUUGAUGUCACAGAAGCAUCAGUGUACUCAGGAGUGUGUACUCAGAUCUUCAGAGAGGAGUCUGGGCUGUACCAGGGGAAGGUGUUCAGCUUUGUGCAUCUGAGCAUUCAGGAGUUUCUUGCAGCUUUAUAUGUGUUCCUCUGCUUCAGCAACAGAGAGAGAAACAUGCCUGACCAACAGCAAACCUCUCAACUCUCUGCUCUGUUCAGAGCUGCAACACUUCAUGACCUACACAAGACUGCAGUGGAUCUGGCCUUACAGAGUGAGAACGGACACCUGGACCUUUUCCUCCGCUUCCUUCUGGGCCUCUCGCUGGAGUCCAAUCAGAAUCUCCUAAGGCACCUACUGCCACAGAUAAGAAGCCAAUCACAGAGCUCAGAGCAAACAGUCCAGUGUGUUAAACAAAUGAUCAGAGACCAAGAUGAUUCAGAUGAUCAAGAUGAUUCAGAUGAUCAAGAUGAUUCAAACAGAAGGAUCAACCUGUUCUACUGUCUGAAUGAGCUGAAUCACCAUGCUGUAGUGGAGCGCAUUGACAGGAGCUCACAAACUCUGUAUGUAGAUGUGCUCUUACCAGGAGAGUGGGAGACUAGGAGAUUGACUUUUAAGAUUUCAGAAGAGCAGCUGGAUGAGUUUGACCUGCAGAAGUACAUAAAGACACCAGAGGAGGAUCUGACUGAACUCCUCAGUCCAGAUGAUGUUCUUCAGAGGCUGGUGCCAGUGGUCACAUCAGCUCUGCUGGGUCUGUGUUCCCUCACAGAGAAGAGCUGUGCUGCUUUAGCAUCAGCUGCCAGAUCAACCUCCUUCAGUUUGAAGCAGCUGGACCUAUCUGACAAUAAGAUUCAUGAUGCAGGAGUUCAACAUCUCUCAGACCUCCUCACGAAUCCACACUGCAAACUAAAGAAACUAGAGCUGCAGUGGUGUUCCCUCACAGAGAAGAGCUGUGCUGCUUCUGACACCAAUCUGGCUAUGGAUGAACUGUAUGAAAUCAUCGAUCGGCUGGAAACUCAGAAACACCCAGAGGCUACAUUCAUUGUGGCAGGCGACUUCAACAAAUCCAACCUCAGGAAAGUUUUACCGAAGUAUCACCAACACGUUAACUUUCCAACUCGAGGUGAAAACAUCCUGGAUCACGCCUACUCGCCGUACAGUCAUGCCUACAAAGCCCGCCCCCGCCCUGCCUUCGAAGAGCUGAACACCUUUUAUGCUCGAUUUGAGUCCCACACCAGGUCAGAGGUACUGCUGGAGCAAGACAGCUGCCCUCUCCAGGUAUCUGUGACUGAUGUGUGCAAGUCAUUCAGGAGAGUGAAUGUGCAUAAAGCUCCAGGACCUGACAACAUCCCUGGCCGUGUUCUCAAGGCCUGUGCUCCUGAACUGGCAGAGGUGUUCAGUGACAUCUUUAACCUCUCCCUGUCCCAGUCUGUCGUCCCCAAUAGCUUCGAGAGCCACCAUCAUCCCAGUCCCUAA
Molecule: messenger RNA, 2845 nt
Organism: Clupea harengus (Atlantic herring)
Lineage: Eukaryota; Metazoa; Chordata; Actinopteri; Clupeiformes; Clupeidae
Product: protein NLRC3-like
Exons: 6
Coding region: 83-2845 (920 amino acids)
Biological process (GO): inflammatory response; regulation of apoptotic process; innate immune response
Molecular function (GO): protein binding
Source: RefSeq, a predicted model, not a curated record